Molecule: messenger RNA, 2869 nt
Organism: Lonchura striata (white-rumped munia)
Lineage: Eukaryota; Metazoa; Chordata; Aves; Passeriformes; Estrildidae
Source: RefSeq, a predicted model, not a curated record
CGCCUUACAAUGGCACAGAAUGAGCACUGCGUUCAAGCCUCCUUCCUGUAAAUGAUAGGACCAAACAAGGCGGUGUGAUGAACAUGCCACUGCAUCAAAUCUCUGUCAUUCCAGCUCAGGAUGUUACCUCUUCCAGAGUCUCCAGGAGCAAGACCAAAGAAAAAGAGGAACAGAAUGAGAAGGCUUUGGGGCAUUCUGUGAGCCGCUCUAGUAACAUCUCAAAGGCUGGAAGUCCAACCUCUGUGUCUGCCCCUCACAGCUUCUCUCGGACUUCUGUUACACCAUCCAACCAAGACAUCUGCAGUUCCAGUGCAGUGUUUUCUGAGUGUUGUCAUCACAGUCCAGUGCAGUCUGCUGUUGUCUUGAAAAAUCCGCACUGCCAGAGCCCUAUGACACAAGGGGUCACUGUGACAGUAAUCUGUCAGGACACGUUACACGCAGCAAAGAGAAACUCCCGUGGGCAGGAUCGGGGCCAGGCACUCAGGUCUGCUAAGAACGUAAAGCCCACCCGCGCCCUGAAAUUCUCCAAGUCCCUCAAUGACGUGGACCAGAAGGCGCAGAGCACCAGCGAGUGCUUUGAUUAUGUGGAGCGGACACGCUCAGAAGGCAAACUGACCCUGAAUCAAGAGCAGUGUUUAAGGAUUAACAAAUUUCAUCUUAAAGAGAGGAAACCGCUGAAUCUCAGGCCUCUUUCUUUUAGCAAUUCUAAGCACUCCUAUAUCCCUUCCCUUUCCAACUACUCAAGUGCAUCGGGAGGAGCAGAGAACCACAGCGCUGUACAUAUCCCCCUGCUGGAGGACAAGGUGGACCAUGACUCCUCAAGGAGCAAAAAACUGUUGCGGUACCUUUUUUCCUUCUCCCACACCUCCAGCAUCAGCAGCCUGCAUAAAUUUCAUGAACUGGAGAGCUAUUCCAGUCACUUCCAAGCUGACAAAUCCUCCAGCAUGCUGGUGGAAAGCACAGACUUCUGCUCUGAUGAUAUGGGAGAUGAUGACGUCUUUGAGGACAACACCUCAGUGAAACUCAAAACAAAAGAGCAGCGGGCACCACUCUGUUCAGUUGAGAAGGACAGUGACCUUGACUGCCCUUCCCCCCUCUCAGAAAAGUUACCCCCUCUCUCCCCUGUGUCCACAUCAGGGGAUACCUGCAGGAUAUGUCACUGUGAAGGAGAUGAUGAGAGCCCUUUGAUUACCCCCUGUCACUGCACGGGAAGUCUUCAUUUUGUGCACCAGGCCUGCCUGCAGCAAUGGAUCAAGAGCUCGGAUACACGAUGCUGUGAACUGUGCAAGUAUGAGUUCAUCAUGGAGACAAAACUGAAGCCUUUGAGAAAGUGGGAGAAACUGCAGAUGACAGCCAGCGAGAGGAGGAAGAUCAUGUGCUCUGUAACAUUCCAUAUCAUUGCCAUCACCUGCGUUGUGUGGUCUCUCUAUGUCCUGAUAGACAGGACUGCUGAAGAGAUUAAACAGGGACAAACUACCGGCAUUCUAGAGUGGCCAUUUUGGACUAAGCUGGUAGUUGUGGCUAUUGGUUUCACUGGAGGACUUCUGUUCAUGUAUGUACAAUGCAAGGUGUAUGUACAGCUGUGGAAGAGACUUAAAGCUUAUAACCGAGUAAUAUAUGUACAAAACUGUCCAGAAACUAGCAAAAAGAAUAUUUUUGAAAAACCUGCACUAAUGGAGCCAAACUUCGAAAGUAAAGAAAUGUUUGGUGUUCACCAUUCAGACACAAACUCUUCACAUUACACAGAGCCAGAAGACUGUGCUGCAGAAAUCCUUCAUGUCUGAUUUCUGGGUGGAAGGAGUAUUUCCAUAUGUCCUUGAAGAUUUGAAUAUCAUUGUUUACUGCAAACUGCUCUACCUUUUUAACAUCAGCAAACAGCUGAGGGCUGGCGGAUGAAUUUUUUACAUUUGUGGGUUGUUUUUUUUUUUAGUUUGUUUUUUUUUUUUGGUUGGAAUUUUUUAAAAUCCCUUAGGCAUAUCUGUCAAUGUCAUCAUGGUUGCAUACCUCUCAACAUUUUGUGUCUCCUACUGGCUGAUCAAAGAGCCACAGGAUGAGGCAUUCACAGGGUAGAAUGAGCCUUGGGUUUGGUAUCAAGGAAGUCGCUAGCGAGCUGUCAUCAGUUUCAUGGAGUCUGUACCUUUAAAACAUGACUCUUAAGUGAUUCUGGAGGAUGUGUAGUGUGGCGUUGGUUGGUUGGUCUGUUCUGUAUGUGUGAUGAAGGAGGUUGUCCCAGACAGUGAGAGAAAUGUGAGAGUCUUAUCUACCACUAACACUGCCACUAACAGUGUGUCUCAAACAGCAGGUGUAAAAUUUUGCUUUACAUAUUGCAAUGAGACUUACAAAGCAUAUAGCACUUUUUAAAACCUUUAUUUUGUGAUAUGUAUGUCAAAUGAGAAUGAAACUUGAAAGAAUGUGUCAUUUUUGAAAUAUUUCUUCAUUCUUUACCCCAUCUAUUCUUCUGAAACAUAAACCUCUUGCCUUAUGAAAAAAAAAAAAUUAAAUUUCAGCCUGUGAUUCCCCACACAUGCCCACAUUAUCUUACUAAAUGUAACACUAAAAAAUUCUGCCUCUUUGGGUUUCCUUUGAGGAGCAAUUUUCUUCAAGGGAUAUUGCACUUGUGACUUGUGUAUGAGGAAUAGUGGAUGUGUACAAUGUUUGUUUCCAGUGAUUUCAGUGCUCUGCUUUGGGGAUUGGUUUUGAUUUUUUUUCCCAACAGGUCAAACCAUCAACAUACCUGCACAUAUAUACCUGAUGUGGCUUUCAUUCCAAACCAUUGGCAAAGGGUUUGUUGCUAUAUUGAUAAAAAUGUGAGCUGUUACAGAAAAGAGGAAACUUGGUCAAUACAGCUGAAACUGGUUUUCUUUUUUUA